AUGAAAAACAAACUUCUAUUCUACAUUCUCGUUUUACAAUUUAUAACUUUUUGCGGUGCCACUGGAUUGAAUAAACAAUAUCCGAAAUGCGUGAACUCAAAUCGCCCAAUUUUUGAAACCAAGCCAACUUAUUUUGUGUAUGUUAUAGAUCGGACAGCUGCAAAACCUGUGAGUUAUGACAAUUUUGAGACGAAAGUGUCUAGAGAAAAAUAGCAGGUUUUAAAACGGACCCAAAAUUCGGGUCAUUUUUGAAGAACACAUAUUUGCUUAUUACUCUAAAGAAGUUCAUUCAGAAUUUUUGUGGACACAUUCAAAUGUUAUCUCAAAAAUCGGGCAUAGUCUGAUUCUUACCCAAAGCAGACAAAUUAUAUCUUUUUCCCGAAACAGUCUAAAUUCAGCUGUCAAAAACUCCCAGGAAUUUUUUUCGUUUCAGUCUGAAGAGGUUUUGUACAUUCUGAAACAAUUCACAUGUUCAAUUCCUCACGAUGAACAAUUCAAAGUGUUGAUCUUGGAAUAUACAGCGAAUGAAUAUUAUUUGGAAGGACCAUUGAAUAUUGAAGAUGUUCCGAAUACUAUUUUUGCUGGCGGGUUUGAUCAAGGUUAUUAGAAUCAAACACCUCUCCUCUUACAUUUUUGAAUUUUCCAGACCUACUGAACUAUUAUCACUGUCCAAGAUUCAAAUCCGCUCUAACUUCCAAACUCCGUGAAAUCGUCAAUUAUUCCGAAUCCAUCGAAAAUGUUCAUUUCAUAGUUCCAAUUUUUAACCAUGCUUCUGAUCGAGAUGAUUGUUCAAUGUUUCAAAUUUUCGAUCAAACAAUUCAUACAUUUAAUAUUGGACAAAAUUUCAGUUUUCAUGGAAUUCAAUUUGAUGGAAAACCUGAUAAACAAACCAAAGAACUUGAGAGAAUUGCAUUUGGAAUUGAAGAUUCGGAAAUUAUAAAAAUUGAUGAACCAUUAAUGAGUGGAGUUAGAAAAAAUCCAUAUUAUGAGAAAGUUAAGGAUAUUGUGAAAAAUCUUGAAGUUCUGUAAGUUUUUCAAAAAAGUUCUGAUCUAAAAUUAACUCUUAUUUUCUUGGCAUAUGCUUCAAUUUCUUUGAUUUUUAAAAAAUCAAUUUCUUUGAUUUUUUACAGCUAUCAGAACAUCACUGAAAUACCUGACAACUCAACAAACAUUCAAAUCACACCUCAAAAAUCCACCAGAAAACCCACAAAUUCUAACAUUUCUUCUGAUCUUCACAAUCAAAAUCAGCAAAUCAAAGAAGAAAACACCGAUUUUCUAACUAUUAUCAUUAUUGGAUUGGUUGUUCUGGCUGUAAUUAUGAUUGUGAUUUGUAUUUGUUGCUGGUUUUUUAUGUGGAAAAAAUCGGCGGAUCGAAGAAAAGAGCGGACUGAGAGUCGAUCAAAAAGUCCGACUGCAAAAACACCGAAAUCUGGAACACCUGGAAGAUCACCGCCGAGAGUUUCGUUGUCCGGACCGGAUAGUAUUGAUGAAUUUUAUGUGGGUUUUGAGGGAGCGGAGAAUUUCACUGUUUCAAAAUUUUUGUUAGGAAAAUAAUGUAAACUUUAUUUUGAUUAAUAUUUGUGAAAAGACGAAACAUGUUCUUAAUUUUCAAGUUUUGAGAAAUUUUACUGUUUCAAAAAUUAGAUAUUGUAAUUUUAUUAUUGAAUUUAAUUAUGAACCUUUCAACUUUCAGAUUGAUCCAUCGAGAGAACAAACUCCAAAUUCUCGAACUCCAACUUCUGGAACUCCAUCCCGUUCGAAAUCCCCAAUCAGCAAAAGCAAAGAAAUUGUCUAA
Molecule: messenger RNA, 1795 nt
Organism: Caenorhabditis angaria
Lineage: Eukaryota; Metazoa; Nematoda; Chromadorea; Rhabditida; Rhabditidae
Source: the annotation of a GenBank genome assembly